CGAGAUGCUCGUGCGCGCAGCGCGCCCCACCGCAUCCUCGACCUUCUCGGGCUACAGGGACCGUAAGUGGCGACUAUGGGCAGACUGGGCUAUUGGACCCUGCUGGUGCUGCCGGCCCUUCUGGUUUGGCGCGGCCCCGCGCAGGGCGCGGCGGCGGAGAAGGGGCCCCCGGCGCUGAACAUCGCGGUGCUGCUGGGUCACAGCCACGACGUGACAGAGCGCGAGCUGCGGACCCUGUGGGGCCCCGAGCAGGCGGCGGGGCUGCCCCUGGACGUGAACGUGGUGGCGCUGCUUAUGAAUCGCACCGACCCCAAGAGCCUCAUCACGCACGUGUGCGACCUCAUGUCCGGGGCGCGCAUCCAUGGCCUAGUGUUCGGGGACGACACCGACCAGGAGGCUGUGGCCCAGAUGCUGGAUUUUAUCUCUUCUCAGACUUUCAUCCCCAUCCUGGGCAUCCACGGAGGCGCCUCCAUGAUCAUGGCGGACAAGGAUCCAACGUCUACCUUCUUCCAGUUUGGAGCAUCCAUCCAGCAGCAAGCCACAGUCAUGCUGAAGAUCAUGCAGGAUUACGACUGGCACGUCUUCUCCCUGGUCACCACCAUCUUCCCUGGCUACCGGGACUUCAUUAGCUUCAUCAAGACCACAGUGGACAACAGCUUUGUGGGCUGGGACAUGCAGAACGUGAUCACGCUGGACACUUCCUUUGAGGAUGCAAAGACUCAAGUCCAGUUGAAGAAGAUCCACUCUUCAGUCAUCUUGCUGUACUGUUCCAAAGACGAGGCAGUCCUCAUCCUGAGUGAGGCCCGCUCCCUGGGUCUCACCGGGUACGACUUCUUCUGGAUCGUCCCCAGCUUAGUCUCUGGAAACACAGAACUCAUCCCCAAAGAGUUUCCUUCAGGACUCAUUUCGGUCUCCUACGAUGACUGGGACUACAGCCUAGAGGCAAGAGUGCGGGACGGCCUGGGCAUCCUCACCACUGCCGCCUCCUCCAUGUUGGAGAAGUACUCUUACAUCCCCGAGGCCAAGGCCAGCUGCUACGGGCAGACAGAGAAGCCAGACACCCCACUGCACACUUUGCACCAAUUUAUGGUCAACGUGACCUGGGAUGGCAAAGACUUGUCCUUCACUGAGGAGGGCUAUCAGGUGCACCCAAGGCUGGUGGUGAUCGUGCUGAACAAGGACCGGGAGUGGGAGAAGGUAGGCAAGUGGGAGAACCAGACUCUGAGCCUGAGGCAUGCCGUGUGGCCGAGGUACAAGUCCUUCUCGGACUGUGAGCCAGACGACAACCAUCUGAGCAUCGUCACCCUGGAGGAGGCACCCUUUGUCAUCGUGGAAGACAUCGACCCGCUGACUGAGACAUGUGUGAGGAACACGGUGCCAUGCCGGAAGUUUGUCAAAAUCAACAACUCGACUAAUGAGGGGAUGAACGUUAAAAAGUGCUGCAAGGGAUUCUGCAUUGAUAUCCUCAAGAAGCUCUCCAGAACGGUGAAGUUUACCUAUGACCUCUACCUGGUGACCAACGGGAAGCAUGGCAAAAAAGUUAACAAUGUGUGGAAUGGAAUGAUCGGUGAAGUGGUCUAUCACCGGGCAGUCAUGGCGGUCGGCUCGCUCACCAUCAAUGAGGAACGCUCUGAAGUGGUGGACUUCUCCGUGCCCUUCGUGGAGACGGGAAUCAGCGUCAUGGUUUCAAGAAGCAACGGCACUGUCUCACCUUCUGCUUUUCUAGAGCCAUUCAGCGCCUCCGUCUGGGUGAUGAUGUUUGUGAUGCUGCUCAUUGUCUCUGCCAUUGCUGUCUUUGUCUUUGAAUACUUCAGUCCUGUCGGAUACAACAGAAACUUAGCCAAAGGGAAAGGCCAGGUGAAGCCGGUUGACCGGUGCAGCAAGGGAAGCCUUGAGAAAGCCACGGGCAGUGCCACUGAGACAACGGAGAGUCCCGCCCUGUGUAGUCCUGCCAGCGAGGAAGCCUGGCGCCUCCCUUCCCUCACUAAAGCCCAUUUUCAGAGACCUCAUGAUUAUUCCCCACCCUUUCGAUUUGGCACAGUGCCCAAUGGAAGUACGGAGAGAAACAUUCGGAACAACUACCCCUACAUGCACCAGUACAUGACCAAGUUCAAUCAGAAGGGAGUGGAGGAUGCCUUGGUCAGCCUGAAAACAGGGAAGCUGGACGCUUUCAUCUACGAUGCUGCUGUCUUGAAUUACAAGGCUGGGAGGGAUGAAGGCUGCAAGCUGGUGACCAUUGGGAGUGGGUACAUCUUUGCCACCACUGGUUAUGGAAUUGCCCUGCAGAAGGGCUCCCCUUGGAAGAGGCAGAUUGACCUGGCCCUGCUCCAGUUUGUGGGUGAUGGUGAGAUGGAGGAGUUGGAGACGCUGUGGCUCACGGGGAUCUGCCACAACGAGAAGAAUGAGGUGAUGAGCAGUCAGCUGGACAUCGACAACAUGGCGGGCGUCUUCUAUAUGCUGGCGGCCGCCAUGGCCCUCAGCCUCAUCACCUUCAUCUGGGAGCACCUCUUCUACUGGAAACUGCGCUUCUGCUUCACGGGCGUGUGCUCCGACCGCCCUGGGCUGCUCUUCUCCAUCAGCAGGGGCAUUUACAGCUGCAUUCACGGGGUCCACAUUGAAGAAAAGAAGAAGUCACCAGACUUCAAUCUGACCGGCUCCCAGAGCAAUAUGUUAAAACUCCUCCGGUCAGCCAAAAACAUUUCCAACAUGUCCAACAUGAACUCCUCAAGAAUGGAUUCACCCAAGAGAGCUGCCGACUUCAUCCAAAGAGGGUCCCUCAUCAUGGAUAUGGUUUCAGAUAAGGGGAACUUGAUAUACUCGGACAACAGGUCCUUCCAGGGGAAAGACAGCAUUUUUGGGGACAACAUGAAUGAACUCCAGACAUUUGUGGCCAGCAGGCACAAGGAUAACCUCAAUAACUAUGUGUUCCAGGGCCAACACCCUCUAACCCUCAACGAGUCCAACCCCAACACGGUGGAGGUGGCCGUGAGCACAGAGUCCAAGGGGAACUCAAGACCCCGGCAGCUUUGGAAGAAAUCCAUGGAGUCUCUACGGCAGGAUUCGCUGAGCCAAAACCCAGUCUCCCAGAGGGAGGAGGGGGCUGUGGAGAACAGGACACACUCCCUGAAGAGUCCCCGGUACCUUCCGGAAGAGGUGGCUCACUCAGACAUUUCAGAAACUUCGAGUCGGGCCACGUGCCACAGGGAACCCGACAACAAUAAAAACCACAAGACCAAGGACAACUUCAAAAGGUCAAUGGCCUCCAAAUACCCCAAGGACUGUGGCGAGGUAGACCGUACCUACAUGAAAACCAAAGCGAGCUCCCCCAGGGACAAGAUCUACACGAUUGACGGGGAGAAGGAGCCCAGUUUCCACUUGGACCCUCCCCAGUUCAUUGAAAACGUGGCCCUUUCCGAGAACGUGGACUUUCCAGAGGCCUACCAGGACCACAAGGAGAACUUCCGCAAGGGGGACUCCACGCUACCGAUGAACAGGAACCCCCUCCACAAUGAGGAUGGGCCCCCCAACAAUGACCAGUACAAACUCUACUCCAAGCACUUUACCUUGAAAGACAAGAGCUCCCCUUGCAGCGAGGGGAGUGACCGGUACCGGCAGACCUCCACGCACUGCAGGAGCUGCCUCUCCAACCUGCCCACCUACUCGGGCCACUUCACCACGAGGUCCCCAUUCAAGUGUGACGCCUGCCUGAGGAUGGGGAACCUGUACGACAUCGAUGAAGACCAGAUGCUCCAGGACACAGGUAACCCCGUCACCCAGGAGGAGGUCUACCAGCGGGACUGGGCACAGAACAACGCCCUCCAGUUCCAAAAGAACAAGCUGAGGAUUAGCCGUCAGCAUUCCUACGAUAACAUCCUGGACAAGCCCAGGGAGCUAGACCUCAGCAGGCCCUCCCGGAGCACAAGCCUCAAGGACCGGGAACAGUUCCUGGAGGGAAAUUUGUACGGGAGCCUGUUCAGUGUCCCGUCCAGCAAACUCACGGGGAAUAAGAGCUCUCUUUUCCCCCGGGGUCUGGAGGACAGUAAGAGGAGCAAGUCUCUCUUGCCAGACCACUCUUCCGACAAUCCUUUCCUCCACUCCCACGGGGACAACCAACGCUUAGUCAUUGGCAGAUGCCCCUCGGACCCUUACAGACACUCGCUGCCCUCCCAGGCAAUGAAUGACAGCUACCUUCGGUCGUCCUUGAGGUCCACGGCCUCAUACUGCUCCAGGGACAGUCGGGCCCCCAGCGAUGUGUAUAUCCCAGGGCAUGUUAUGCCUUACGCUGCAAAUAAGAGUAACAUGUACUCUACCCCCAGGGUUUUAAAUUCCUGCAGCAAUAGACGCGUGUAUAAGAAAAUGCCUAGUAUCGAAUCCGAUGUUUAA
This is a messenger RNA of Orycteropus afer afer, 4383 nucleotides long. It is a transcript of the gene GRIN2A, whose product is annotated as glutamate ionotropic receptor NMDA type subunit 2A. The coding region runs from base 76 to 4383 and encodes 1435 amino acids. The transcript has 13 exons. Gene Ontology annotation, cellular component: NMDA selective glutamate receptor complex; postsynaptic membrane; plasma membrane. Gene Ontology annotation, biological process: synaptic transmission, glutamatergic; excitatory postsynaptic potential; long-term synaptic potentiation. NCBI's taxonomy places the organism in Eukaryota, Metazoa, Chordata, Mammalia, Tubulidentata, Orycteropodidae. The record is from RefSeq and is a predicted model, not a curated record. Gene Ontology annotation, molecular function: transmitter-gated monoatomic ion channel activity involved in regulation of postsynaptic membrane potential; NMDA glutamate receptor activity.